Toxoplasma gondii ME49 is the source of this 1384-nucleotide messenger RNA. RefSeq names its product translation initiation factor IF-2, putative. Gene Ontology annotation, cellular component: precatalytic spliceosome; catalytic step 2 spliceosome; U2 snRNP. The transcript is spliced from 4 exons. The record is from RefSeq and is a predicted model, not a curated record. NCBI's taxonomy places the organism in Eukaryota, Apicomplexa, Conoidasida, Eucoccidiorida, Sarcocystidae. Gene Ontology annotation, biological process: mRNA splicing, via spliceosome. Bases 813 to 1151 code for a protein of 112 amino acids.
UUCCCUUCGAUUAUCCCUGGCCUGGACGAAGAGAUAAAGCUCCUGGCCCACACAAUUGUGGUUUUUCCAGGUUUUGCCGCUGUACCUCGGUGCUGGUGGAACGCAGGAUUUUCGGUUCAGAGAGGACAUCGCUUCCGUUUGUGUCCCGUUCCUUUACCUAUCUCUUUUCUCUGCUUUCUCUGAUUUCUCCCCUGCUUUGUUUCUCCGUCAGUUUCGAUCUGCUGGACUACCGAUGUCUCAAGUGCCACAGGGGUUGUCUGAGUGAACCGUUAAACACAGAUCCGGCUGUUAUCUUUUGCCUCUCUCCUCGUUCUCUCCCGUUUGCUUUCCUUACCGCAAACUUUCUGCUUCUGAAAGGCCUGUGGCGCUGUCACUGGCAGCUGUUGUCGAAGCAAGUGUCUCGUACCUCUUCGUUAUUCCUCCCCUCCGUUUCUCCCUUCCUCGUCCUGUUCCUCUGUCGUCUCUGUUCGACACGGUCUUCAACGGUACGAGUUUUGUCGGCUCUCCCCUCGUCCGCUUCUCUCUUCCGCGGCUUGCCUUGUCUUUGCCUGUCUGCUGUAUUUCGAUCAUCUGAGUUUUCUGUUGAAAUUCUUCGUUUCCUCCGCCCACUGACGCUCUGCCGUCUUCUUUCGUCGUGUCCAGUUCGGAAGUCUUCACGAGCUGCUUUCUCUUCCACUGUCACUAAGAAGAAGCCGGAGAUAUAAGUUUUCCUCUUCCCGUCCUCUCCUCUCUUCACAUUCUUCCUCUCUCUCCCUUCUUCGUUCCUCCUUCGUUCUCCCUAACCAGUCCUUCCGGACCCACACCAACUCACCAUGGCGGCGAAGCAUCACCCCGACUUGAUUAUGUGCCGCAAGCAGCCGGGCAUCGCCAUUGGGCGCCUCUGCGAGAAAUGCGACGGCAAAUGCCCCAUCUGUGACAGCUACGUCCGUCCACACACACUCGUGCGAAUCUGCGACGAGUGUAACUACGGCAGCUACCAAGGCCGCUGUGUGAUCUGCGGGGGCCCCGGCAUUUCCGACGCGUACUAUUGCAAGGAGUGCUGCCAGAUGGAGAAAGAUCGCGACGGAUGCCCGAAAAUCGUCAACCUGGGAAGCGCGAAAACAGAUCUCUUCUACGAGAGGAAGAAGUACGGAUUCAAGCGAGGGUCCUAGGUGUCUCCUUCCUGACGAGAAGGCGACAGGCUCCUGCUCUGGUUACAAAACGAGGAAAUGUGCAAGUGUCCCGCGCAGCACACGGGCACCUGAGAAUGCUUUCUGUCGUUUCCCCACGCCUGACGGGGCACCUUUUUCGUCUUCAAUCUUGAAAUCGUUUUUUCGUUUUCUUCUUCUCUCCCCUGUCCUUCCGUCACACGGGGCCCUGUCUCCCCUCUCCUUGAUCUGUGAAA